This is a messenger RNA of Rhodamnia argentea, 2556 nucleotides long. Its product is annotated as subtilisin-like protease 4. Gene Ontology annotation, biological process: proteolysis. Gene Ontology annotation, molecular function: serine-type endopeptidase activity. The transcript has a single exon. The coding region runs from base 195 to 2441 and encodes 748 amino acids. The record is from RefSeq and is a predicted model, not a curated record. NCBI's taxonomy places the organism in Eukaryota, Viridiplantae, Streptophyta, Magnoliopsida, Myrtales, Myrtaceae.
UAGACACAGAACCAACUUCCAACAAAUUAUUCUGCGUGCCUCACUGAGAUGAUGUAGUUCUCAGCUGACCGGAUAUGCACAAGCCAGCUGGAUCUCCAUCCCAGCUUCUGUAUAAAUAGAUGCUUCAGCUAGUCGCUGAACACCAACCAUAGCCUUUCCACUACUUGAAUCCGCAUUCCAGACUAAGACCACCAAUGGCUUUCAUUUAUCUCCUCUGCCUAAUUGCUCUGAUUUCAUGUGCCAAGGUCUCUCCUGCCAAUGGCCAGUCAUCUCCGGCUCAAUCAAAGAGCAGUGACUUGAAAACCUACAUUGUCCACCUGACUAUCCCCGAUGGCCAUCACCUUUCUGAAUUGAAGGAUCUUGAAUCCUGGUAUUACUCGUUUUUGCCUGCGAGUUCUACAGCCUCGGAGAACCAGAGCCGUGUGCUUUACUCCUAUCGAAACGUGAUGACCGGCUUUGCGGCAAGGCUGACUCCUGAUGAAGUCGCCGCGAUGCAGGAUAAGCCUGGAUUUGUGGCGGCUCACCCGGAGCAAAUAUAUAGGCUACAGACAACUCACAGCCCGCAGUUCUUGGGCUUACCUCUACCUCAGGGAUCUUCCAAUGGUUCGACUAUGGGCAAGGGAAUUAUCAUCGGCGUUAUGGAUACGGGUGUGACGCCAGAUCACCCCUCAUUCAGCGGAGAUGGAAUGCCGCCUCCGCCGGCCAAAUGGAAAGGGAGGUGCGACUUCGAGUCUUCCCGAUGUAAUAACAAAUUGAUAGGUGCAAGGACCUUCGACGCCUCGGCUAAGAAAAGUGUGUCCAUGCCACCAAUCGACGAUGUCGGACAUGGCACUCACACAGCCAGCACUGCAGCUGGUGCUUCUGUGCAGCGAGCCAAUACGCUCGGGAUGGCCGAUGGCACGGCAGGUGGCAUGGCUCCACAUGCUCACCUGGCGAUGUAUAAAGUGUGCUUUGGAAUAUAUUGUUCUCUGGGUGACAUACUUGCUGGACUUGAUGCUGCCCUGGCUGACGACGUUGACAUAAUCUCGAUGUCCCUCGGCGGUUCCUCCUCUCCGUUUUAUACAGACGGCAUCGCGGUAGCAGCUUUUGCAGCCAUUCAAAGAGGGAUCUUCGUGAGCUGCUCUGCUGGGAAUUCCGGCCCUAACCCAGGCUCGCUAUCGAACGUGGCUCCGUGGAUUCUCACCGUGGGGGCGAGCACCAUCGAUAGGAACAUUGUCUCCAUUGUAAAACUCGGGAAUGGAGCGGAAUAUGAAGGUGAGACACUAUACCAACCCUCUUUCACUUCGACUUUACUGCCUCUUGUGUAUCCUGGAAUCGAUGGUACGGAAGAGUCCAUAUACUGUGUCCCUGGAUACUUAAAAAGCAGUCAAGUGAAGGGGAAGGUUGUCUUGUGCGAACGAGGGAUGGUAAGCCGGUUUUCCAAAGCGGAAGAGGUGCAAAGAGCCGGUGGGGCUGCUAUGAUUAUGAUGAACCAAGAAAUGGAUGGUUUCAGUACCUUGGCCGAUGCUUAUGACCUCCCUGCGUCUCAUGUCAGCUACUUCGCUGGUAAGAAGAUCAAAGCCUACAUCAAUGUCACUAAAACUCCUACUGCUGCCAUCCUGUUCAAAGGAACCGUGCUUGGAAACCCAACUGCUCCCGCGCUUACUUCUUUCUCUUCGAGAGGCCCAAGCUUAGUUAGCCCAGGAAUUCUGAAGCCAGACAUUAUUGGUCCUGGUGUGAACAUAUUAGCAGCUUGGCCAUUUCCCAUCAGAAAUGACACAAAAGCGAAGUAUUACUUUGACAUAAUUUCUGGCACUUCCAUGUCUUGCCCUCACCUCAGUGGCAUCGUGGCUUUGAUAAAGGGCGUUCAUCCGGAUUGGUCUCCAGCAGCGAUCAAAUCAGCUAUCAUGACUUCAGCAAAGCAGCUGAACAUCAAGCAAAACCCAAUCCUGGACGAACAGCUUCAACCUGCAGAUGUCUUUGCCAUUGGAGCAGGCCAUGUCGAUGCCGUAAAGGCCAUUGACCCCGGAUUCGUUUACGACAUUCAGCCCGACGACUACAUUCCUUACCUCUGCGGUCUGGGAUACACUGACAAGCAGGUGGGUACAAUUGCUCACAAAACAGUCAAAUGCUCGGGAGUAUCCAGCAUUCCUGAGGGAGAGCUGAACUACCCCUCAUUUUCGGUCACCCUCGGACCUCCGCAGACAUUUACUAGGACCGUGACUAAUGUUGGAACAGACUAUUCGACUUUUGCUGUCACGGUCGUUCCCCCACCGGGCGUGCAUGUCACCGUGAAGCCUGACAAACUCAACUUCUCAAAAUUGGAACAGAAGGCAACAUAUUCAAUCACACUCAGCCGUGCCAAUUCCACUCACAAGGCCACCAAGUUCACCGAAGGAUAUUUGAGGUGGGAUUCCAAGAAGUACUCUGUUAGGAGUCCAAUUUCGGUUAAGUUCAAUUAAGAAGCAGUUGCGAGCAGAAAUAAAGCGAUGAUAUUAGCUCGUUGGCCUGUACUUUCAUCUUACCACGAUUUCAUGAUGAACAAAAAAGCAUAGAUAUUGUUGUUAUGUAAUUUCC